Messenger RNA from Fusarium coffeatum, 1620 nucleotides. RefSeq lists its product as uncharacterized. Gene Ontology annotation, cellular component: cytoplasm. The record is from RefSeq and is a predicted model, not a curated record. The coding region runs from base 1 to 1620 and encodes 539 amino acids. Gene Ontology annotation, molecular function: aldehyde dehydrogenase (NAD+) activity. NCBI's taxonomy places the organism in Eukaryota, Fungi, Ascomycota, Sordariomycetes, Hypocreales, Nectriaceae. Gene Ontology annotation, biological process: aldehyde metabolic process. The transcript is spliced from 2 exons.
AUGGCUGACGGCACUCUAUCUUACACUAUCGGGCCCCUGGAGCACACGCCCCUCGAUGAGAUCGAUGCUAAAGUUGAUCUCGUGAGGAAGACUUUCAGAUCUGGACGCACCAAAGAAAUCGAGUUCCGUCUCCGUCAGAUUCGCAAGCUCUACUGGGCCAUCGUCGACAACACUGAGCUCAUGCAAGAUGCUCUCCUCAAGGAUCUUGGCAAGUGCAAGUACGAGGCUGUUCUGGCCGAGAUUGAUUGGUGUAAGCAAGAAUGUAUCGACAUGACCAACAACAUGGAGAACUGGCUGCGCGACGAGCCUGUUCCCAAUGUUCCGCUUCAGUUCCGUCUCAUGAAGCAUCGCACCCGCUUCGAACCACUUGGUGUCAUUCUCAACAUCGGAGCCUUCAACUUUCCCUUCCAGCUCACUCUUCCUGUAGUUGUUGGUGCCAUCGCUUGCGGUAACUGUGUUGUUCUCAAGCCAUCUGAGUCGUCUCCAAACUGUGCCAUGGUGCUCAAGAAGAUCUUCGAUGAGUCUCUUGACCCCGAGUGCUUCACCUACGUCAACGGUGCUCUGUCCGAGACCCAGCGUUUACUCGAACAAAAGUUUGACAAGAUUUGCUUCACUGGUGGCAAGGUUGUUGGUAAGAUCAUCGCCAAGAAGGCGGCUGAGACCUUGACUCCUGUGCUUCUUGAACUUGGUGGCCAGAACCCGGCCUUUGUCACCAAGAAUGCCAACCUCAAGCUGGCCGCUCGACGACUACUCUGGCAAAAGACAUUGAACGCAGGCCAGGUUUGCAUGUCACACAACUACAUCCUUGUUGAGCGGAGCGUCCUCUCUCCAUUCCUUGGGGAGCUCAACAAUCAGUUGCGUACCUUCUUCCCCAAGGGCGCCAAGAACAGUACCGAUCUCGCCCGUAUUGUCAACGCAAGCCAAUUUAACCGUCUCAAGAAGAUGCUAGAUGGGAGCAAGGGAAAGAUCGUUCUUGGAGGAUCCAUGGAUGAGUCUACCUUGUUCAUGGAGCCAACAGCGGUCCUUGUUGAUGAUGUUGAGGACAGCAUGAUGGUCGACGAAGCGUUCGGUCCCAUCUUUGCAAUCAUGGCUAUCGAUUCCCUUGACCAGGCUAUCGACAUUGCCAACUCGGUUGACCCAACACCACUUUCACUCAGCACCUUUGGAAGCAAGGCUGAAAACCAGAAGGUUCUGGAUAAUGUUACCUCAGGUGGUGCCACAUGCAACGACGCCUUCUUCCACUCUCAAAUUCCCCAGUCUCCACUGGGAGGUGUAGGCCAAUCUGGAAUGGGCAACUAUCACGGCAUCUACUCUAUCAGGGCCUUCAGUCACCAGCGUACCAUCGCUGAAGUCCCCUACUGGGCUGAUGCCCUGUUCCGCGUACGCUACAUGCCGUACCAAUGGCCAAACAUGAAUCGUCUCAAAUCUAUUGCCCAACCAAAGCCCAAUUUUGACCGUAACGGCAACAAGACCAAGGGUUUCGGGUACUUCCUGGCUCUGGUCUUCGGCCUCGGAUCUAAGAAGUCUAAGGGUGCUCUUCUCAGGUGGGCAUUCCUUGUGGUUGCUGCUGCUAUUCUGGAAGCGAAGAAAGGUGUUAUAAGCCAGUUGCUCACACAAUGA